CCCACCACUAGUUACAAAAUAAGCGCAGGUUGAAAGGCAACGAAAUUGCCUGUGGCACCACUUCUGGGGGAGGGGACAUAACCGUCAUAAAGAAACCCUCACACCAAGGUUUGAUAAAGCGAUACUUCUGUCAGUCCUCCAGCUGUCAAUCAAGAUAAAUGGUCUCUUUAAAACCCCUAUCAGAUCCGAGGUAUCGUCAGAGUUGGAUUCUGGCCGCUGUCAGUGCAAAGCAGCAGCGCACACUUGUCGCAGCAAGAGCUCCGUGGAUAAAGAGUUCGUGUGGAAUAAAGGUGCGCAAAAUGACAGAUAUUCCGCCGGGGCGCACAUAAACUGCGUUGGAUUGUGGUAGAUGGAUGAAUUUCACUCUAUUUAGUGUCCGUCAACUUUGCAAAAUAAGGCGAAAUUGCCUUAACCACUCCUGUAAAAUAGGAGUAAAGGUGAUCGCUCCGAGCAAGGAUUCAAUUAGUUCAGCAAUUGUUCCAGGCGAGAACUGAGAUAAGCGAAUAUACUGAGGGAGUGAAAUGGAUCUGAAGGCGCUGGGCUGCGUGGUCCUCUUACCUAUUCAGAUAUUCUACUAUAUUGUCAAGGCGACCGUGUGCUGGUUCUUACCGAGCAGGCGGAGAGAUCUGACCGGAGACGUGGUGCUUAUCACGGGUGGCGGACGGGGCAUCGGCCGUCACCUGGCUAAGGAGUUCGCCGUGCGUGGAGCUAAAAAGCUAAUCCUGUGGGGCCGGACGGAAAAAUGUCUGAAGGAGGCAUGCGAGGAGAUUGCCCUCAUGGGGACGGAGUGCCAUUAUUUUGUUUGCGAUGUGGCCAACAGAGAAGAGGUUUACAAGCAAGCCAAGGUUGUCAGAGAAAAGGUGGGAGAUGUUACCAUUCUAGUGAAUAAUGCUGCAGUGGUGCAUGGAAAGAGUUUGCUUGACAGUGAUGAUGAUGCUCUUCUGAAGUCACAGCAUAUCAACACCAUGGGACAGUUUUGGACCACAAAAGCCUUCUUGCCUCGUAUGCUGGAACUGCAAAAUGGUCAUGUUGUGUGCGUCAACUCCAUCCUGUCUCUUUCGCCCAUCCCUGGUGCUAUAGACUACUGCACUUCUAAAGCAUCAUCACUAGCCUUCAUGGAAAGCCUCACUCUGGGGUUGCUGGACUGCCCGGGGGUGGGCUGUACCACUGUCCUCCCGUUCCACACCAACACUGAAAUGUUUCAAGGCAUGAGAGUCAGGUUCCCCCAACUCUUCCCUCCUCUAAAGCCUGAGGUGGUAGCCCAAAAAACAGUGGAUGCUGUUAGGACCAAUACAGCCUUUGUUUACCUACCCUGGACCAUGCAUGCACUCAUUAUCCUCAAAAGUAUGCUACCACAGAGUGCCCUUGAAGAAAUCCACAAGUUCUCAGGAAGCUACACCUGCAUGAAUACUUUCAAGGGACGGACAUGAGAGGUCUAGAAACGACAAUGGAGUUUCAAAUGUUACCAUUUUUUUAAGAAAACUGUUUCGUGGUCGAACAAGAGCUAUGGAGUAUGCCAGAAGCAGUGCAUUAGAAGAAAAAUAAGGCAUGCCAGUGCACAUGGUGCCUCAUUUCUAGGACCCUUUGCAGGUCACCACUGACUUCUGUGUUGCAGUGUUGGACAAACACAGAAUGGACACAAAAAAGCCUCAACCGACCGCCGUACUGUAUGUUUACUUUAAAGUUUUGAACAAUCACAUUUUUAACUACUGUCACUGUAAAUUCAGCAUCUGAAUAAAAAGCAGUUUUAAAGAGAAAAGCCUUCUAUUGGGAUGUUUUAAAAUCCAGGCUCACAAAGUAAAGCUGUGGUUGGACUAGCCCUGGGCAUCAUACGGUUGGAAAGUCUGUGUUGUCCCGCGGGUCGACAGCAAUAAAUGCCUCUUCAGCACUUCAUACUUACCAACACAACAGGCUUGACCUGCUGCUCCAGCACGUGGGUUGACUCA
Molecule: messenger RNA, 1946 nt
Organism: Sinocyclocheilus grahami
Lineage: Eukaryota; Metazoa; Chordata; Actinopteri; Cypriniformes; Cyprinidae
Gene: dhrs3b
Product: dehydrogenase/reductase (SDR family) member 3b
Exons: 6
Coding region: 522-1430 (302 amino acids)
Biological process (GO): regulation of retinoic acid receptor signaling pathway; retinoid metabolic process
Cellular component (GO): lipid droplet
Molecular function (GO): all-trans-retinol dehydrogenase (NAD+) activity
Source: RefSeq, a predicted model, not a curated record